Molecule: messenger RNA, 2433 nt
Organism: Brassica oleracea var. oleracea
Lineage: Eukaryota; Viridiplantae; Streptophyta; Magnoliopsida; Brassicales; Brassicaceae
Product: paternally-expressed gene 3 protein-like
Exons: 6
Coding region: 139-2091 (650 amino acids)
Source: RefSeq, a predicted model, not a curated record
UCACGUUGUUGAACGAAAGUCAUCAUCAUCUUUCAUGAACAAACCUUCUACAGAUUCGCACCUGGAAGUUAUCGGAUCCUCGAGCAGCUGAUCCCAAUUCAAUUUUCCCAAAUCGUUCAUCCCUCUUCCUCCGAGGCUAUGGAGACGGAGAUGGACUUCUCCGACGGUGAGCAAACCAACAGAGCUUCUCUCGUGGCUCGUUACGGCAACUCGUCCGUUGAGCAUCACCUGCCUGGCUACAUCUUCAUGUGUAACGGCAGGACCAAACCCGAUUGCUUCCGUUACCGCGUCUUCGGGAUCCCGAGAGGUGGGAAAGGAGUUGUCGAGCGGAUCAAACCGGGGAUGAAGCUGUUUCUGUAUGACUUUGAGAAGAGGCUACUCUAUGGUGUCUAUGAGGCUACUGUUGGUGGGAAGAUGGAUAUUGAGCCUGAUGCUUUUGAUAAGAUGUAUCCUGCUCAGGUUGGGUUUAGGAUUGUUGAGAAUUGUUAUCCUUUGCCGGAGAGUACUUUUAAGUCUGCUAUCUAUGAGAAUUACAAAGGGGGAAAGUUUAAUCAAGAGCUUGCUCCUCACCAAGUGAUGUCUCUGCUAUCAUUGUUUCGUUCAUUUGCUGCACCACAACUCGAUGCAUUACCUCAUAGAUUCGCUUCUGGAGCCUCAGCAUCAUCCAGGGAGCUAUCUUUCGAGGAACGGUUCAUUGCUGCUACACAACUUAAGAAAGCUUCGUCAGUUUUGGAUCCUUUGUCUGCUCGCUCACAUCUGCUUAAUCAUAGUUACUCCAGACAAGAUGGCGGCUACACAACCCCAGUUAGAGAAAGAGGAUAUCUCUCAAACUUGGAUCAGCCUUAUUCUCCUGCAGAAAGUCAGCAGCAACGGUUGAUAGGAGACCCUUCACGCUCAUCUAUACAAGAUCCUCAGCUCAAAUACCUUACCAUUUUAUCUAAUAUCCGGAGAUAUGGAAGUGCACCAGAGCCCUUGUCCUCAGAAAAUGAAUAUCACCCGGAAGCACCAUCAGAGAAAAAUCAAUUUGCUUCACCUUAUUCUGAUAAGAAGUAUUACCUUUCGACGUUACCUGGGAAUGAGCACUCGUCUGCAUCUGCAGCUAACGGGAGUGUGUAUAGAGGUGAGCUCUAUGCUUCAGCAUCACAAAAGGAAAGGGAAGCUAGUCAGCAGCAUGAGGUCCUUGCUGGGACCUAUUAUCACCCAGAAGCAUCUACAGCUCCAAAUGCCACAGCGUCCAUUCAGGCAGUUAAUGCUGCAACAGCUGGCUAUCCUACACCGGCACAUGGUGAAGCCUCACAACCAGCUGCUGGAGCAACUGAUUACGCAUACAAACCUCAGACCAUAACUGGUAAUUACACCACCACUCAUUCACAGCCUGGAAGUGUGGGAGAAAGUACAGAAUCAUAUGCGGGAGCAGUUAGUUAUCCACCACAGCAACAUACUCAACUCUAUGCUGGUGGACCUGGAUAUACUCAACAACCCCAUGAAACUGCGUACGCUCAGCAACCCUAUUCUGCAGCAACUGCGUACGCUCAGCAAAACCAUGCUGCUUCAACUGGGUACGCUCUGCAACCCCAUGCUGCAACAACUGGGUAUGCUCAGCAACCCCAAGAUGUAGCUGCUGGAUACGCUCAACAACCCCAUGCUGCAACAACUGGAUACGCUCAGCAAUCCUAUGAUGCAGCAAUUGGAUACGCUCAGCAACUCCAAGAUGUAGCAACUGGAUACGGUCAGCAACCCCAUGCUGCAGCAACUGGAUACGCUCAGCAACUCUAUGCUGCAACAACUGGAUACGCUCAGCAACCCCAAGAUGCAGCAGCUGGGUACGCUCAACAACCGUAUGGUCAAGCUGUUGGAUACACAACGCAAUAUGGUGUCCAGGCUGUUGGAUACACGCCUCAAUACAGUGCUCAAGCUGGUGCAUACAGUCAACAAGCUGUGGCGCAAGGUUCUGUGCCAGGGGCUCCCAGGACAACUGAUUGGAAUGCUGCAAGCCAGGCAUAUGCUGCAACAGGAGACUGGAAUGCGGUGAAUCAGUCUUACUACCAUCACACAGCAGAUACAACCACAACCUAUAAUCAGACAUCUUAAAAACUGGCAUGACAGAGAGGACCUCUGUUAACUCUCGUGAUCUGGAAAACAUGUGCGUGGUGGAGAAGCAUGGAUGUGAUCUAGUGCACUCACUGGAAAGAAUGGAACAAAGACAUAAAAGGUAGAGUCUCCAGCUCGUUUCCUCUUAUGUUAAAAAAAAAGGCUAUAACGGAUUAAGGUUUUUAUUUUCUCUAAAUCAUCAAAACUUAUUCAAAUCCCUAUUCAGAAGUGCAAUUUGAAAUGCAAUUACGAUGGGGAUAUGAAACGAAUAAACCAUAUUAGAACUCUUUUUAUUACAAGCUGUCCUAAAACAUUUAUAUUCUAGUAUGUUUGUGUUUAAUA